CGGCGUUAUGUCAACAUUCUCCACACGGAACACAGAGAUCUGGUCCCGCUAACACAUUCCCCAUCCCGGUACGUACAGGGCGCCGGAGUCUACAGGAAUCGUCUGCGGGAACAUACGUAUACCGGACCAUCCCUGGCCAAGCUAUGGAGGAAUUGCCGCCCAACUGGGCAGAGGGCUAACUCCUACUUGGAAGGUUGAUGUUAUUUUUUUUACUCGUCUAAAGAACAAGACUGCAGUUGAAAUAUCCUGAUUUGAAGGACUGUUUCUAUACGGACUACGUGUUUUUAGAAGGCUGAGUAAGGAUUGCCAGUCGCCAUGGCGGAAAGUAUAGACACAAGAGGAACUUUUCACCAAGUAGAACCUUUUGAAGACAGCGGAGCAGAGACUUCUGUAGCCAUUUUGGAACAAUUAGAAUGGGAAGAAGAGCAGAGAAGACAAAAGGAGAGAGGAAGAUGCCGGUGUCAUUGGAAAUACCCGUGUACCAUCCCUGGGAUCGUGAAAAUCGUGGAAAUGAUCCUGGAUAUGAUCGCGUUCCUCUGUGUCGCGUGUUCUGAUUGGUACGCCGACUUCCACUCGACCUAUCGCUUCUUCGAGUUCGUUUCUAUGACGACGUUCUGGAUCACCUUGACGCUGAUGGUGCUGUACAUCACCCUGACUAUCUUCAUGUGUCCGAUCAACUGGUCACUCUUCGAGUUUAUUUACUGUUGUAUAGCAGUUAUCCUGUACAUCUUCGCCUCGUGUUUCCUGGCCGCAAGAGCGUACAACAUUGGAGGACUAGCAGCGGGAACGGUGUUCGGUUUCUUCGCCGCCAUCGCGUACGCGGUUGGCGCGCUUGUGUCGUGGUGGGAGUGCCGGCACCCGGAGUGGGACCUGCGCGGGCUCGGGGAGGAGGACUCGUGGCUGCGCGGGGGGACUCCGUGGUGGGCGCCCGAGAUCCAGGCCAAACGCCACCCCAGAGUCGUCAUCUCCAAGGAGUUCUACGCCACGCCUAUACCUGAACACUGUAGCCGCCAGAACACUCCCAGGAGCACCCCGAAAGUUCAGCCCAAACCCACGAGUCUGGACGCCCAGAACGGCCUACAACCGCUGCCCGAACAGAACAACGUCAACGAGGCUUCCCGGUAGCACGUUACACCUGCGCCCCCUAGCGGAAUUCGUACAAACUUGUCGGGCACCAACCUUUAUAUACAGAUACUGUAUAAGAAUGUAGAAGGAUACUGAUAUUGCAACACAUUGGUACCAAAACAAAAACCCUUCGUAUAAGUGAUGGACUUCUGACAUCCCAAUGACUAAUAGAAUAUGCAACUCGUUGAUUCUAUAUACUGUUAUUUGUCAUCAUAAUUUGUGCUUUUGUGGUCGCUUGAUAACUAUUAUUAAGUAUAUCCCUUUGACAAGUGCAUUGUAUUUCUAUUUUACUCUGCAAUGGUGCUACUAUAAGCAAGAAAAAUAAUAUUGCAGAGUAAGAACGUGCAAAUAACUGUAGAAUAAGCCAAACUCUCUAACCUAUCAUGUAGAUAUUGUGAACAUUCUAUGCUCUUUUUGUCCCAAUUUUUCAUAUUAGUGCAAUUAUACUCAGGAAAUGUUGGUUAGAAAGCACGCUAGUAAAACAUUAUUUUGUAUUAUGAAUCUUUCCGUUGGCAAGAUAGCCUGAUAUGUAAUUUAUACACUGUUAAACAGCUUUGUCUAAUGUGUUUUCCUUUCAGUGAAGAAUGAAAAAGUUACCAAGUUGGUAGCAAUAGUUGCCUU
Molecule: messenger RNA, 1746 nt
Organism: Branchiostoma belcheri (Belcher's lancelet)
Lineage: Eukaryota; Metazoa; Chordata; Leptocardii; Amphioxiformes; Branchiostomatidae
Product: CKLF-like MARVEL transmembrane domain-containing protein 4
Exons: 5
Coding region: 316-1125 (269 amino acids)
Cellular component (GO): membrane
Source: RefSeq, a predicted model, not a curated record